AUGGCUUUCUCUACAUUCAGGGCACUACCGAUUUCUGGAAACGAUGUUACUUAUGGGAAUGGGCAAGAAACUUCUCCCACAUCCUCGCCCCAACCUGUCUCUCAAGACACCCCUGCUGCCGUGACCUUUGACAACCCACCAGUAGCACUUGCGAAGAACCGUGAGGACCGGGAUUUUGACCGAGCUAUCGAACUAUCUCUUCAAGAUCAGGCCCAGGCAAGGAAACGAUCAGAUGCCCUACUGGGCUCAGGUCACCGUCGGUUGCGGUCAUGGUGUGAACCAUCAGUGGGCCUUGUCUUGAGUCUCAACAAUGAGUUCACACCCCUUAACGACAAUUCGGGUGACACAGCCAUCUAUUUCGGCUAUCCCCCACAAAUGCCAGAGCAAAGCGACAAGGACUAUGACUAUAUCAAGCACCAUUUCGAUCGAGUCCAUAUCGUUCAAAGCACGAACCUUCGGCUCAUGGGUGACGGGUCCAGGUUUACAGAAAGAGAUCUCUUGAAUCCCACCAAGUCAUUCCGUGCUGAGAGAAGGCUGAGGAAGCUCGGAGUCUUGAAUACUGCUGAGGCUGCACACGGGGGAAAGUUCAAGUACUACAUCGACCUACGCCCACCCAAAGAAGAUGACGAGGCUGUCGUACUCAUAACUGAUCUGACCUGUACGCGCGGUGUGCUCACCUGGCACCUGGCGUUGGACAAAUACGAUCUGUCUCCUCUUGCUGUACUCGGCCACGACGAAUUUGGUGUUCAGCCUUAUGUCAACGCGUUGGUAAAUCCGGUGGCUUCUUCUCAGAACACUGAAACUACAGGCCCUACCCCUCCUAGUGCUUCCAACACGACCAAGACAAGAUCGAAGAGUCAAUCCUCGGGUGACAAACCUGCAUCUACAGUCUCGGCACCCCAAAUUGCUCCAGAAUAUUCUUUGCUGCGGCAUUGGUCUGCGAUUGAACGAGUGCUCCAAGCCAUCCAAGGGAACGAUCCGAAGCUGGACUCUGCCCCAAAAGUCUGGACCUUCUUCGCUGUUGCUCGCUACCUUGGCUGUGCUAGUCAUGAGCGGAUUUCAGGGUGGAUCAUGACUUGGCUGUAUACAGGGAGUAACAGCAACUUCAUACAAAACAACCCGGAAGUGGCAUAUCGUAUUGCAAUGGGCAUUGAGUCCCCGGACCUCAUUAAAGAUGCGUUCUCCAUCCUUGUCGGCGAAAGAGCGCUUAUUGAAGCUUGUGGCGAGUUCAAUCCCGAGAUUUUGACCCUCCGCAGCCAAAGCGUACACGGUCGAAAGCUGGAGCUUCUGGACGAUGAUGAACGCAAUCGAAUUGACCACGCUGCUUCAUCUUUCGUCUCGCGAAUCCGUGGCAUGUUUUACGGUCUGUGUCAAGACAUGGACUUUCUUCAUGAGAGCGCGACCUAUACUAUGCUUGACAAUGCUGUGGGACAGACUCCGCGUGCAGUUGAAGCGCUGAAAUCAGCCAAGAGCACCGUCAAGGACUAUAUCAGGUCCAGAAUCUAUUACGUUCUAUGUCAGGAUCAAGGAGAUCUUAGCAACCUGGAGUCGGAUCCAAAGUCAACACUCCCAUUUCGAUCGGCUUCUGUUGAGGAUUACGGCACAAUCUAUCGGUCUUUGCAUCCACCAAUGAGACAUUUCACGAAGACAUUCUGGUUCGCAUUGGAGCACACUCAAUUCGUGGAGGGCAUGCACAACACGUCCAGCAGCGGCACGAUUGGCUGGAAAAAUGACACGGAGCACCUCAAAGCCCUUAAAGGGCUCUAUAAGAUCGAUCCUCUUAAUGGCAUUGUGCGAGUUCCGCGGUCCACCCUCAACCGCAAGAUCAUGGUCGUCAACCAAAUGUUUUGCAGUCAAGAGAUCAUUCGUGGGACACGCUCUCCCAAGCGUCGGAAGACUAUCGAGUUCGACGACCCUAGCCACAAUCCAUGGAAUAUUGAAAACCCGAUAUUCCUCCCAAAUGAACAAGCGCCCGUCAAUCCUUCAUGGAUGACUGCUUCAACACCGCCAGGACCAACCAUAUCUGCACCUGCCACUGAGCAUCCUGUUUUCGCACUGAGACCCAAGUCGAUAAGUACAGGAAGUUCCUUACAACAGACCAAUAACAACAUAGCCUACAACGCCUGCCGGAUACUGGAGGGUAUGUCUCAACAUCCGAGGCAAACACCACUAAACCAUGAAGGCACCAGCGGCGUUACCGGAUCUCAAUACGAGCAGGUUGCCGUGUCCGAAAAUUAUUCAGCCCCGGCGGCGCUAGUAACAGCCGCAACUACGUCUUCCUCAUCUUCAAACAUAUUUUUCGACAGUACGGCCGGCGAGUAUGAAGGAUUGAAUAUAACUGGAGACACGGGACAAAUGCAUCAUAAUCAGCCUGCCAUGUCUACUCCUCGAACCGGCAAUCGCGUCAAACAAUCCUUCUCCAAUAGCAACACUGACAAUGAAGCCACCAUGCCGUUACCUCGCAACUAUUCCUACCCCAUCGAUCCAGGAGCCUUACUUAAUGAGGUCAGCAGGGCGAUUGAAACAAUCUGUUCAAGGAAUCUUCAUCCACCGCAUCUCUUCCACCAGACUGGCUUGUUACCUACGGACCUCUUUGACAACCUUCUUUGCCUCAACGCCAAUGAAUUCCGCUAUCUGCCACUCUGGGACCCUGAUGGCAAUGACGACGGAACAGGAGGGGUGUUUGAGGAAGUACCCGUGCCGAAUCUCGAUCCUCUCCAAACAAGCAUCCAGAGUUUUGGACCGGGACGGAUCAAGCGAGGAUUCGAUCAAGCGGACACUGAGGCGGGCAGCGAAAUCGAAGAGAUCACGAGUUCCCAAGCAAUAAGCACGGUCGGCAAGGCCAGUAAACUCGCCACGGACGGCACUCGGACGGUGAAGAGCGUGUCGAGUGUCGGCACCAUCACGGUCAGCAGAGAAAUGGCGCUUACGGAUCUGGAUGAUCUUGAAGUCGUGGACCGCAAUGUCUCUGGUAUUGGCAAAGUUGCCGUCGGGACGGACAUUGCGAGUGACACGGAUAUGCUGAGCUUUGACGAACUCGACAACGACGAGGACGACGCUCAUGAUGAUAAUGAUGACGCAUUCGAUGAUGGAGACUCAUUUGUUGGCGAUGACAACUGGGAGGGCGAGCGAGCAGAAGGACUGAUCCCGCGACCCGACAUCUCUGCGAGCACUAACAAGGACACGGCCAGAGAUGGAGGUCAAUCGCGUCGUCGUGCAGAAACUGUCGGCAACGAUGAAUGUCAGACCGAUGACGGCAGCUCGGACUUUGAGACAAUCCCAAGGGCAAGAGCAAUAUCGAUAGACGAGGACGAGGACGAGGACAAAGACGUGGACGGGCUCAAGGACAGUGGAAAAGGGAAGGCCAAAGUACAAAACUUCCCGCACGGAUUCGUCCUCCCAGAUCUGCCGACCUACAACCAGGCCACCGACACGGAGAGGGAGCGAGUCUCCCCUCUUCUUCACCACCCAUAUCACGAACGUCCUCGUCUCAAUCCCCACUCUCACGCAUUCCACCACGUCCGUCGUCCUGGUCCCUAUCCCCUUUCCCAUCCUCAUCACGACCACAAUCACAACCACAACCACAACAACGCCUCAGGUUCGAGUUCCAACUCAGUCGUCUUAAUCGAGAGGGACGACAACCACCACCAUAUGGAAGAGGAGGAGGAGGACGACGACGACUUCGAACUCAUCUGA
Molecule: messenger RNA, 3696 nt
Organism: Fonsecaea monophora
Lineage: Eukaryota; Fungi; Ascomycota; Eurotiomycetes; Chaetothyriales; Herpotrichiellaceae
Exons: 1
Coding region: 1-3696 (1231 amino acids)
Source: RefSeq, a predicted model, not a curated record